Molecule: messenger RNA, 3122 nt
Organism: Petromyzon marinus (sea lamprey)
Lineage: Eukaryota; Metazoa; Chordata; Hyperoartia; Petromyzontiformes; Petromyzontidae
Product: C-X-C chemokine receptor type 4-like
Biological process (GO): cell chemotaxis; calcium-mediated signaling; positive regulation of cytosolic calcium ion concentration
Cellular component (GO): external side of plasma membrane; membrane
Molecular function (GO): C-C chemokine receptor activity; C-C chemokine binding
Source: RefSeq, a predicted model, not a curated record
GACUUUGAAAGGACGUACAACAACAAGACUGCCCGUAUUUCCACCACAUUUUCUGAACAUGAAUGCGAGCAUCAUGACAAACUUAACUGAAAACAACCUGGAUGACAACCACUCCCCCACCAACAAUCAAACUUAUGCCAACAUCUUUGCAGAGGCGACUUCCAAUACAACCGCCUAUAUUUCAACUUUCAACAUGACCAACACCUCACUGGACUUCAAUACAUCGGAAGUCACCUUGGAUUUUUGCGUCACAGAAAAGCCACCAUCGAUAGUCCCCAUAUUGGACUGCCUACUUUUCCUUCCAGUUCUAAUUGGAAACGGGCUCGUUUUCAUGCUCUUUGCUCGAAACAUUAAGAGGGUGGUGUCAGUUGACAUAUACAUCAUCAAUCUGGUGAUCUCGGACAUACUAUUUGCUUUGACCCUGCCCAUCUUUGCCGCGGAAAAUAUGACUACCGAAUACAUGGGUGUAAUACCAUGCGUCUGCGUGAACGCAGUCUUCACCACGUGCCUCUACGUGCACAGCCUCUCGCUUUGCUGCUUGAGCGUCUAUCAGUACUUAACGGCAGCACACACCAACUUCAUUCUGAAAUACCACAAGAUCAUGUACACGACGACCAUAUGCCCCUUGAUUUGGAUUUUCGCCGUAUUGCUCGCGGUACCCGACAUCAUUCUCUUUAACAACCCCCAAAUAGACUUCUGCACGCGAUUCACGUUGGAUAAAUACGCGCUUUCAUCUACUACGGUGUUCGUACAGCUCAUCAUCGGUUUCCUGUGCCCGUUCGUCGUCAUACUUGCAUCUUACUUGGGCAUUGCGAGCUCCCUGGCGUACGCGAAAGCUGUGCAGCGACGACGCGCAUUCAAGUUCGCCAUUAUCGUCGUAAUGUUCUUCAACUGCUGGUUCCCGUAUAACAUCUGCCUCCUUUGGAGGGCAACCUCCUGGGUCCAGGAAUAUUCCUCGUGCCAAAUGGAGCAGAUGAGAGAGAGAUAUGCCAUCCCACUCACACGCAGCCUGGCCACCAUUAAUUGUUGCCUCAUUCCUUACAUAUAUGUGCUUAGCAAAAGGAGGUUUCAAGCACAGAUUAAAGCCAUAUGGAGCAAGGUCAUAAACAAGAAUUAAAGAUAACAUGGUUAUAUUUUAUAUCCAUGGUCAAGAGCCGCUCAUGAAUGGACCCAAACCCUCAAUGCCGAUUUACACAAGUCACAUUUGUGUUCACAUCUUUUCACUAGCUCUACUAUUGUGCAUCAAAUAUAUAUUUGCACCUUGAUGUGGUUGCAAAAUGUGUGUAUUUUCUUUCAUUUUUAUUUCAGAGAAUACAUUAACUGAACUACCAGUCACAAUGCCUAAUACAUUAAAACCACAGAAAUAACAAUGACAUACAACCUACCCAAAAUGUGAUCUACAUAAGGCUAGAAACAUCACAAACAGGACAUCAACAUGGUUCAAAACAAGUGCUGCUGUUUGGUCAUGACUUCCAAAUACUCAUGUUGGUAUUAUGUUAUCUUCGAGCUGCUAUUUUAUUUUACCAUAGUAGGAACACAUGCAGGAAGUGAUUCUGGAAAUGUAAAUUAUGUUCAAAACAGGCUACAAUUGAUUUAAUGUGUAAAUGCAUGUUGAUUUUGUGUACAAACCAGAGCAGAUAAAGAUUGAUUUUUUAAACUUUUUUUUUUUACUUUGAAGUUUAUAAUAUAGUUCUGUAUGUUCUAUUGUUUUUCUUUUAGAAUUCGAAAAAAAAUAUAGAGAAAUACGUUUAAAUAUAUUUAUUUAAAUGCGUAUUAGAUUUGUCGUAACAUUGCAAGGUUUUAAGACGCAAUAAGCCACACUGUAAUAACAACAGGCCGAGUAGGCCAUGAGUGCUGGUCAACAGUACUUUGGGUGACAAAUGCUGCCAAGUAUGCACCAUGGGCAGUGUCCACAAGAGGAGAAUGCUGACCGUAUAUACCUACCAUUUCAUAUACAGUACACAAUUCCUAUUUAUUUUCAUAUUCCGUAGAUGUUGCGUUUCACAUAAAUCUUCCUCCCCAAAAUUUUCAAACACUAUGGUACACAACUAUGGGACCUUUUUUUUACCAGGAGCAAAGUAAAACCUAUUAUUAUUUUUCAUACUAUGGUACCCUAGAUAAACAAUACUUUUUUCAUAAAAAAGCUAGUACGGUCACCUUGCUAUCAUGCUAUUUGUCAUCUAGAGAUAAAAUGGUUCAAGAAAAGCAUUGUUUUGCUUUAUGCUGCCCUGGGUGGCACUGAUAAGACAUUUUUGGGCAAUGCCUUGAGAGGAUCAGAAGGCCAGAAUGGAAGUUGAAUUGUAGGAAACCUGUUUACAUGAUUUUUUCACGUUAUUUAUUGGUUACAUACAGUUUUAAGUUUAUGUCAAUGUGUUUCGCUUAUUUUACAAAGCAUCGCCGUUGAACACUUUAUUCAGGACCAUGGUUUAUUCUUGUAGUUACACAAGUGUUACCAUAAUGUGUUUUGGUAAAACACCAGAAUAAAAAAAAAUGCAAGAAUCCACAUCAGUUGCAGGCAAUGUUUGCCGGUAUAUACAUGUGAAAAUAACAAUUUACUUAAGAGCACAACGGUGGUUAUAAAUGAAUAAUUUACAGCCCUUUGUUAAUCUACUGCUGGAUCAUGGCCUGCUGAAGCUGGCAACUGCUGUUAACCAUUGCCAGGAAUUGAACUUAGGCCACCAAGUUCAUUGCCAAGCACAUGAACCACUGCAACACAGGAGCUCCCCAUGCUUAUAUACCAGUGACGGAAUAUAUUGCAUAUGGAUGCUAUGCAGACUCCAGCUUAGGUUAAAAAAAACCCUUUGAAAAAGCAAAAUGCUUUAAUUUUAUUUUUAAAGAUUUUUUUAUGUUUUAUGAUUGGACACAGUCCCUAACAAUUAUUCCUCAGUUAUAAAUACACUCAUUUACUCAAGAUCAUACCCCACCCAAUCGCUGUGAUUGGCUAAUUUAUGCUUGUGUUUUACAUACCUUAUCACAAUGGAACUGCACGGGUUAUUAAUAUUUUAAAUGGUAUUCAGAAAAGAAAAACUAAGAAAGCACUGGGUAAUGCUGUACAAAGGGCAAUGAUGAAUUUGUUAUGAAGAUAGUUGCAUGUCAUUUACAUUGUAUGGACCCAUUGUGAA